Messenger RNA from Acipenser ruthenus (sterlet), 5298 nucleotides. Its product is annotated as M-phase phosphoprotein 9-like. The transcript has 24 exons. Lineage: Eukaryota; Metazoa; Chordata; Actinopteri; Acipenseriformes; Acipenseridae. Bases 204 to 3983 code for a protein of 1259 amino acids. Gene Ontology annotation, cellular component: centriole. The record is from RefSeq and is a predicted model, not a curated record.
CCCUUCAGCCAAUCAGCAUUUCAGCUUUCGAAAUGCGUCAACCAAUUAGCGGCUUCAGGGCGUUCUUUUUUUUUUGGUUACCGUUGACGGAUGCCAGACUAAAACUGGAAGAUACGUUUCUCGCGGGCUUACAGUACAAAUACAAAUAUGGGGCAAGGAUGCUGUAGGUGUCAGAUAGUCACUAAUAACGAGGGAACCUAAGGAUGUCCACAGAUGACAGUAUAUCUGAAGAUGUGUCCUAUUCUGCUGGUGUGAGCCAUGAAAAUGUUGAGAGCAAUGGCACAAAAGAGAGCGAGUCCUCAAUCAUAUCAUCAGAGGACAGCCCACCAAUCCAGCCAGGAGCAGACAUGGAGGACUCAACUGCAAAGCCUGUCAGAACAGUGAAAGGAUUCUUCCAGUCUUCCCCAGAACUGAUGAACAGCACUGGCCCUGAAACUGCAGUACAGCACAGCUCAAACAAUAGCAGAGUAAAUACAGAUGAAACACUCGGCUCAGGGAGAAAGCUACCUUCCAUAAACCCCAGUCCUAUUGAAAGCUUAACGGCUCUAGUUAAAGACAUCCAGAUAAGUGGAGAAUCUGACCCAGAGAUUUGGAAGAACUGUGAGGCCAGGUGGCUCCAGCUGUUUCAACUAGUGGAGAAGCAGUACCAAGAUCAGAUUCUUUCCCAACAUGAACAAUACCAGUGCCAGAUUCAACUCAUACAGGACGAAAUCAAAGCUUUAGUCCAGAUAAAGAAAAAACAGAACCCCCUGCACAAUACUGAAGCAUUUGCUGUGGUUCCUGAUAACUCAGUUUUAUUAGGAAUACUUAACGGAUGUCAUUCAAAACCCUUUUUGCUGCACAAACAGACUUCAGUACAUCCCAAUCCUGGUGAAAUAGGAAGACAGCAAAAUUCCUCGGACACUAAUCCAGAGGACUCUGCUUUUGCUGUUUUACUGAGCAGUGGGUUUGGGACGCUUUCUGCCUCGGAACAUAGUUUAAAGAAGCACGUGGACUCCAGUAAUGACAAGAACGCCUUGAAGGGAAAGCAUGCAGGACACGCUGUCUGUCCCUCAGAAAACCUGUCAUGUCCAUUUAAGUCAGACGGGGUUUCUAAAGGAAAUAACUCUCAGCCUGAAUUACGGACUGCUCAGGAAAAAAGAUGUAACGUUUCUCCUGCAGGCCGUAAGCAAACCAAUCCAAACCUGUCAGUUGAUCAAAGAAAAAUGAACGGUCAGCUAUUGACAUCAUGGGCACAGAAACAAAGGCAUAAGCAGCGUAAGAGCAGAGCUGUACUGAACAUGCGCCAGGAAGAGCAGGCAGAAAGGAACAGGAGUCUAGACCAUCACGAGGAUAUUCGUUCUAGCUCUGCUGUAGAGCCGUCUCAUUCCUUCUUCCUAGGAAAACGAAAUGAUAGCCCAGACUCCCUUGUGUCUGACGCUUCAGGUCUUACAUACUGGAAACUGGAUGAAAGUGAACUGUACCGCUCCUUGCCAGAGAACUUGGAAAAUGGGUCUUAUUUUUACUUGCAAGAUGAGUCUAUCAAUCUGCCUCACACAGAGGAGCCAAGGCUGCCUGCUUCUCUUAAAGAAAUCUAUCAUAUGAAGCAAAAGGGAGACGCAAACAUUCAUGACAGGGAUUCAUAUUCUUCUCAGUUUAACCCAAGUCAGUCUGCUCCACAGGUUUUGACCCUUGAUCCAACACUUCACAUGAAGCCAGCUGACAGGGAUUCAUUGUUUUCCUCACCUUCCCAUUUCAAUACUGCCUCAUUCCUUGAAGAAGCCAAGCCUUCAGCAGCUCCCGGGGAUGCAGUUAGUCCAGACUCCAUGGCAGAUGCGCCUUCUCAAAGCCAUUCCGACACCGAUUCCAUUUCAAACGCCAGUAGUUUGUCAGCAGCACAGAUAAAUGGGACGCACAGACGUUCUUUACAAAAAAGUGCUUUACCAAGCAAGAGCAGGAGUCUGUGUUCUACCUCUCCGAAAGUCGUUUGUACAAAUGGACAGCAUCCAGCUUUCCGUAACGGCAUUCAGAACGAUAGCUUGUCCAACACGGAUGAUGAAGGGAGCUGCUCAACCCUCACCCCACCGUCUAGAAUGGAGAGCAGCGUGUCUCUGCAUGCCAGUGGAGCCAGGGGUUCAGACAGAACCAUAUCCCUGUCCUCCUUGGAGGACCCUGUUGUUUCGUCGCUGGUGAGACAGAACCUGAGAGAAAAGCAUUCUCGUCACAUCGCAGAUCUUCGUGCCUACUAUGAAUCCGAGAUUACUAGCUUGAAACAACAGCUUGAGACUGUAAUAAGGCCUCCCAAUUCAGUUGACAUAGAGAGAACGAAUCAAAAUCUCCAAGAAAGGUGUGACCAUCUAGAAAGAGCACUAACUGAGGCAAGCAGUCGAAUAAGAGACCUGGAAAAUAAGAACCGGUUGUUGGAAAAACAGCUGGUGGAUUGGCCUGAUCGCUAUGAAACAGCCAGCGCAGCUGCUCAAGUUCUACAGCAGCGCCUUGAUGAAAUGAAGAACAGUAACAAAGACAAGGACAAUGCUGUGCACAAGCUGAAAACCAGACUGAGAAACCUGGAAGAGGCAUUUCAGAAUGCGUACAAGGUCUCGGACGAUAAAGAGGCCAGAAUGAGAAAGGAGCACAAGAUGUUACAGGAUCUUCUAGUGGAAUAUGAAUCUCUGGGAAAGGAGCAUGAAAGGGUUAAGGAUACAUUGGUAUCAACUGAAAACAAGCUUUUUGACGCAAACACACAGAUAUCUGAACUAAAGAGAAUUAUUUCAAAGCUUGAAGCUCAGAUAAAACAGCUUGAACAUGAAAACAUUACGAAACACCGUCACACGACUCCGAGUCAUUCACAAGCAUCGGGAGUUGGCCUGUUGCUCCACCACCCCGACGUGUAUCGCUCUCCCAGUAAAGCCCCUGUUGACCUCGAUGCUAAUAGAAGAAAGUGGCUGACUCCUGGAGCCAACUAUUCCAUUUUCACAGGACAGCCUCUGGAGAAUGAUUUAUAUGAGAACAGCAGCAGGUGUUAUUCUCCUCCUGAAAAAGACGCAACUCAGAGGGAAACUACUGCAGCAAAAGAGGAGCUCAAAAGAGACCCCUCCCUCACUCCCAUAAUGAAGGCCCUGAUUGAGCUGGAUGGGACAAAAGCUACUGAGGGAAGGGCACUGAGGAAACCAGGUGCCAGCGACUCACGAUUUGGAAGUUGUAAACCAAGUGUAAGCUUUGCUGAGACUUGCAGCAGGAAUCAGCUUUCAGAGAAGAGCAGCAGUCCAGUGCAGACCCAGAGAAACAGCUCCCCUGUGGGAAACAGAUCUUCAUCUCUGCCUCCUCAGAACAGGAAAGCCAGCCCUGUUUCAACACCCACUAAAAGAGAUACAAUGAUAACCCCAAUUUCAGCAAAGUCAAGCCCAAAACGAUGCCCAAGAGAGAAUUUUUCACCUGGAAUGAGCCACCUGCUUGGCAAGGAUCAGAACUCCCCGACUAGGUUUGGUGUGAGAUUGGAUGAGAAUGAUGUUGCCUCAGCUUCGCCCUCACAUAGCCCUAGCCCAAGAAAGAGACUUCAGUUCACCUCCUUGGACGAGCCAGAAGUAAGUUAUCAUUCAAGCAACGCUGGACUGAGACUUGAUAGCCGCACGGAGUCUGCACUGAAAGCAGUGAAGCAGGGAGCCGUGACGAGUCGAUCAGCCUGGGAAGACAAGACCCCAGCCAUCCACGCAGAGAGCCACACACCGGGGCUACUGACGCCCUAUGAGACAGAGCUGACCUACAAAGCAAGGAUGGAGGCGCUGGCAGAAACGGAGAGGAUUUUUGAUGAGCUCACACAAGAAAAGCAACAGAUUGAGGCUGCGUUAAGUCGUUUACCAGGUGUUGGAGGAAGAGUGACCUUGCAAGCAAAAUUAGAUGAAGAAGCCCUGGAAGAUCGCUUGGAGAAAAUCAACCGGGACCUGGGGUCUCUCCGUAUGACUUUAAAGAGGUUUCAUGUUUUACGGACCUCUGCAAAUAUAUAGCAAUCUUCAUCUGCCAUGAGUUCAUUUAGUAAUUGCACUAGCAUACAGUUAGGGUUCUUUGUUUUCAGUUUAUUUUUAAAGCAGACUGGACUUCUUUGAAACAUUAUGAAACCUGUUAAUUGUGCAACUGGAUUCGCCACUUUAUACAAUAAUGGAUGAAGAUACAAAGGAAAACUGUAGGACGGACGAUGAGUUGGAAGGAAAACAUGUAAAAUCCUUUGUCUUGAACCUUCGAAUUUAAGCUUUGCAUUUUCUUACUCGAUUAAACAUAAAAAGUAUACAAGCAACACUGGAGAAUUCACGUGUAAAGUAAUGGCACCUGUGUGACCAAUUUGACCACCUUUUAAAAAGAACCCCCUUCGUGCAAAGCCACUGUAACCUGCUGCACAAUGAACAUGUUUAAUGUUUCUAUAAAGUGAUGUAUUACAUUGGGAGUCCCUCAAAAAUAAACACAGGGAACAAAGAACCGACACAUACAGUUUAUUCUCUGUGCCCUUAAAAUCAUUCCCAUUGUAUAUUAACAUUGUUGUAUACGUGCACAGAAUUUUUUAUACUUUUGUGACUAGGAUAUAUUUUAUAUGUGUUUUAUUACAGAAUACAGAAAUCACAAACUUUUUAUGGAAUAUUUUUAGUAUUGGUCAAAUUUAUAUAAUCUUUACUUUUUUAGGACACUUUUAAAGAAUAGUAUAUACAGUAUGUAGUAAUAUGUGCUUUACACACCAUGUUAAGGUAACUUAUGAUGCCAUUUUAUAUUUGCUCAUCAAUGAAAAAAAUAUGCUCUAUAUAUAUAUAUAUGUAUAUAAAUUCCAGAAUUGGAGUCCUGUUACUUGUAGAUAUAUUAAGAAAUAGGUACGUGCAAAAUGUUCUACCAGUAAUAAAAUGUACCUCAAAUGCCAUUUGAUUCAGUUUAUUUCAAGAUGUUUUUGGGUGGGAUUUUUUUUUUUUUUUUUUUUGUUAUUCUCGUUUCAUUCACAUGGUAUUAUGUAGACUGUAAUUCCAUCAUUGUAAUACAUGAUGCUCUGUUUAAGAGAAGCAUGUUGUGAAAAUGAGCCAGUUCAGAAUUCCUGCCAUUUGGAUGCGUGUGUCACAAUCAUCCAGCUCUCAUUGUUUACAUGGACCUUUCUUGUGCAACUUUCGACAGUUCCUGUCAGAUGCAAAUAAGAACUCAUCAUCUGAGUGAAGUUGUUAUGCAUGCAAUAAAAUCACAUUUGUGUCGCAUUUGCACUGAAGUCCACCUUAAUGUUUCACUCAUAUGUAUAGCUAUAUAAUGCCUCUUUUCCACAUUAAAUUGGUUUACUGGAUAUAAAAUGAUGUG